AUGGUGGACUACUACAGAGUCCUGGAGGUGCCAAAAACCGCUACUACAUCAGAAAUUAAAAGGCAUACAGAAAAUUGGCAUUAAAAUGGCAUCCCGACAAAAACCCGGACAACAUGGACGAAGCAACAAAAAAAUUCAAAGAAAUAUCAGAGGCAUACGAAGUUUUAUCAGACGAUUCUAAAAGAAAGAUUUAUGACAGUCGAAGCAGCCGAAGUACCUCGUCAAAAACAAGAUCCUACAGAAGAGAUUUCGAUUUCAAUCCUUUCUCACAGAGAUAUUUUGAGAAAAAGAGACGUGUUUAUGAUGAAUAUGGCAAAGACGGUUUACUGAAUGGCAACAGUCGCAGCAGAAGUAGACACGAAGACGAUUUUGACUUUGGCGGAUUUGGAUUCUUUACCUUCAGAGACCCAGAGGAUGUUUUCAGAGAAUUUUUCGGUGCCACAGUUUUCGAUCUUCUAGAUCCACACGCAAGAGAUAGAAGACGUCACAACAGGCACUCCCACCCGCAAAAUGCUCUGAGCAGCACAUCCCUUUUCAGUCCCUUCGGUCUACAAAUCGGCGGUAAUUUCAUGGACGAUUUCUUUGCACCAGGACCGCAUACGGGUGGCUUUACUUCUUUUAGUUCAAUAAAUACCUCGUUCGGUGGUGCUCCUAGUAAUGCAAACGUCAAGAGGACCUCAACUUCUACAAGGUUCGUCAGUGGAAAGAAGAUUACUACGAAAAAGAUUUAUGAAAACGGAAAAGAAACUGUGCUGUCUUACGAAAACGAUGUGCUAAAAUCAAAGACUGUGAAUGGGGUGUCACAAAGUAUAACUUACAGUUAA
Molecule: messenger RNA, 824 nt
Organism: Diabrotica balteata
Lineage: Eukaryota; Metazoa; Arthropoda; Insecta; Coleoptera; Chrysomelidae
Source: the annotation of a GenBank genome assembly